Molecule: messenger RNA, 1510 nt
Organism: Eleginops maclovinus (Patagonian blennie)
Lineage: Eukaryota; Metazoa; Chordata; Actinopteri; Perciformes; Eleginopidae
Gene: dnajc22
Product: DnaJ (Hsp40) homolog, subfamily C, member 22
Exons: 4
Coding region: 253-1272 (339 amino acids)
Cellular component (GO): membrane
Source: RefSeq, a predicted model, not a curated record
CAGGUGUCCUCUUUAGACCUUUUCUUUACCUUAUCAGUUCAGAUGACCAAUCACCUAACUGCGGAUGAAGCUGCAGCGUAAUUUGAUUGUCAUGAUACAAAGUCCAACUGUUGCAAUCACAUGCAACAACUUCAACCACUGAAAGAACAGGAAAGGAUUCAAGGGGAUAAGGAUUUAAAAAUCAUGGAUUAAGUACUCAUGAACGAGGACUUAUAUUGAACUGAACAGGAAGUGAUCCACCAAGGCCACAGGAUGGCAAAAAGUGUCAUCGUAACCUAUGUCCUGUGGGCAAUGGGUGGGCCUUUGGGCCUUCACCAUUUAUAUUUAGGAAGAGACAGCCAUGCUCUGUUAUGGAUGCUCACCCUUGGAGGAUUCGGGUUUGGGUGGGUCAGAGAGGUUAUACGUAUUCCUGCAUAUGUUGGCGAGGCCAAUCAAGAUGCAGAAAAAGACAGAAAAACACGUCCCACUAUGGUCCUACCACCUGUAAGCCCAGUCAGAUUUUUGGGACAGAUGUUUGUUGGGAUCUAUUUCGGCACAGUGGCUCUGAUUGGAUUGAACUCCCUCAGUUUCUUCUACUUGAUUGUCCUGCCUUUAUCUGUGGGUGCAGGGGUACAUCUGGUGUCAUGUAUCGGCCAGCAGUCUUCCGAUCUCCGGAAAACUUUGACUACUUGUCUCAUAACCUCCUCAAUAUUCUAUGGCAGCAACUUAUCGCCUCUCCCUAUAAGCCUGGCCGCCAGUGUUACUGCUGCAUCUCACCGCAGGCACAAACAUCGACCGCCACCAGGGAGCACACAGAAACUAGGUCCACGGAUUUACAGGCUUGGUCUGGCCUGGCUGGCCUUCUCUGCUCCGCUGGGUUACUGUAUUUUCCAUAACACCACAGCCACACUGUACUACCUGUCUGACUGUGUAGCAGCACUGCUGGAUCUUUUCUGGUUCCUGCCUUGGCUCCGAAAUGUGUUUGAGUACAUUCUUUUAAUGCCAUAUCGGCUCUUGUGUGUAAUCACUGGAGGGGGUUACUAUGAAGAUGCUUGGAGGAGGGUACUGGAAAUACUUCUCAAAGAAUACACAGAGAAAGAAAAAGAAGCACUGCGGGUCUUGUCAUUGGAAGUAGAGGCCUCCAUAGAAGACAUAAGUCGCAGCUAUAGGGAACUGGCCAGGACAUGGCAUCCAGACCAUAACCCAAGCAAGGAUGCUGAGGCCAUGUUUGUGAAGAUCAAUGAGGCUUAUGAGGUUCUUUUACAACGGCACAAACCUCGUCGAUUCAAAUAGUUUCCCUACAUUCCUCACCGACAGGCCUCUCUAAAAUCAGACUUGAUGACAUUGUUUUUCAGUCAUUGUUUAUAUUCUGUAUUGAGCAUAAAUUAAAAACAUACACAGAGACUUACACAGCCUUUCACAGCUGUCAGAUGGGUUACUUGGCAGAGUAAGUCUCAAGCAGCACUUUACUGCCACCUUGUGUUGUUACAGAUGUCAUAUUCCCAUAAACUAUUUUAUCACAACAAUUGUA